AUGGAGGAAGUGCUAUACAGCAUACUGUUGGCCUCAAUCCCAGAAGAGGAAGAUGUUGCAAAUACCCAGCCUAGGCCUCCUAAUCCAAGCGUUGGUUCAACCGAAGAUAUAGACUUCGAUGAAUGGCUCAACACGGAUAUGUUUGAAAAUGAAGAUGUUCCAUCACGCUCUAUGUUGUGGGAGCAACCAGACAAUGAACCACCUGGCGAACUUGACAAUGAAGAAGCUGUACCAACAACGCGCAGCCACACUAGCACACCAUUGCCGUACCCAACGACUCAAUCUGUCUGGGUACCCGAUGGAAACGAACUUGACACAAACACAGCAUUGAGCAACAGUCAUCACAGAGAAUCAAAUGACGAUGGACCUGGGUCACGUCUAGCUGGAGGAGAUUUGUGUAGAAAACGUCCAAGGAGCGAGGAACGCAAUGAGGGGUAUCUGUCGCGAACUGGAAAUUGCUCGGAAAUGAACGACCUCCCCCAGGAACAGCACAUGGGACCUUUUAAGAGACAUUGCAAAUCAGAUGAGCACUCAAGCUCUGAGAACACGCCUCCUAUCAACGAUAGAGCUAGUCUACUGUCUGAUUUCGUACUUGGUGCUCUUACUUUGUCUAUAAGUCUCAGCAAGGACGACAAGAAAAGGAGACGGCAGAAUUGCGGUGGACGCGCAGCCGACUCUACGCGAGAAAUUGAGAGCGAGGACAAAAAGGAGUUCUCGAAAAGUAAAAACUUUUUCAGUCCAGGAGCAACAUACCUCCUUGAUUUUGCAGGUGAAGAAUCGAAAAAGGAGUUCUCCAAUCUUUUGGAGAAUCAGAUACCGAGAGCGAUAAGGAAUCUCAUGGAACAAGGCUACAGGAUAGCUAUUACUAACAAUCCUUGGAUUACGAACGAUCUUCUUCCGUCUGCGCACUUGCUCGAAAUAUUAAACCCGACGAAGACCGACCCUGAAGUUCAAACCGGCCUUGCUGCAUUACGGACACGAAACGUCGAGGAAUCUGGAACUUGUACUAGCUAUUCCUCUGGACAUGAGAGUGACCAAACCGUGCUUUCGGAGACUUUUGAGAGCACCUCAUCGCAAUUUGCUACACCACCGUCGUUAUUCAAAAGCACGGGCUCAUGCUCUUCGAGUCAUAUCUGUUCGACAUGCAAUGCUCCCUUCAGUCGACUUUUUGAACUGAGAAAGCAUGCCAAAUAUCAUGACAAGCCGAUUUCCUGUUCCGACUGUUCGCGUAGAUUUGGGCGACGGCGCGACUUGAUACGACAUCAGAAGACCACCCAUAGAGAUACGCAUGAGCCAGAGCGAUGGUUCUGCCCUUACAAGAUGUGUCGUUAUCAUAGCUCGCCAUUCGGGAGAAGGGAUAAUCUGUUGCGACAUGUGAGAAACAUGCACCUUGCAGACGAGAAAUAA
Mollisia scopiformis is the source of this 1407-nucleotide messenger RNA. RefSeq lists its product as uncharacterized. Gene Ontology annotation, cellular component: nucleus. Gene Ontology annotation, molecular function: DNA-binding transcription factor activity, RNA polymerase II-specific; RNA polymerase II transcription regulatory region sequence-specific DNA binding. The record is from RefSeq and is a predicted model, not a curated record. The transcript is spliced from 3 exons. Gene Ontology annotation, biological process: regulation of transcription by RNA polymerase II. Bases 1 to 1407 code for a protein of 468 amino acids. NCBI's taxonomy places the organism in Eukaryota, Fungi, Ascomycota, Leotiomycetes, Helotiales, Mollisiaceae.